Saccostrea echinata is the source of this 1760-nucleotide messenger RNA. RefSeq lists its product as uncharacterized. The record is from RefSeq and is a predicted model, not a curated record. Lineage: Eukaryota; Metazoa; Mollusca; Bivalvia; Ostreida; Ostreidae. Gene Ontology annotation, molecular function: zinc ion binding. Bases 83 to 1726 code for a protein of 547 amino acids. The transcript has 2 exons.
AAAUAGAAAACUUAAUGCAACUUCAUCUAUCCUUGGGUCAUUGUAUCUUCAAUAAAAGCAGGAAACGUUACAAUUGAACAGCAUGGCGCACAUCACUCAAGCUCAAAAGAUGAAGCUGUGUAACCAUUGUUUAGAUCCUGUGUACAAUUUUUGUCGAAAAUGUCAGAUUGGACUUUGCAAAGUAUGUACAGCCAAUCAUUUUGUACUAAAGCCUUCGGAAGUGCAUGAUAUAAGUCCUUACAAAUACAGAAACGGAAGCCAAAAUUUCUUUCCCCAGUGCGCAUGUCAGUCAGUUGAAAAGCCGACAUUUUACUGCUAUGAUUGUUAUACCUCGUUCUGUAUAGUAUGUGAGGAAAAUCAUCGCUUGCAUAUUUCUGGAUGUAUUUCAGAAAAUAUUCACGUUCUAGUUGAAAUGAUACAAGAACAGAAUUUGGAGCUUCUGAAUAAUAUCAUUCCCAAUUGUCAGUCAAUGAUUGAAACAAUGAAGACAAAUAUAUCUGAACUGCCUGGAAAGUACAAUGGUAUCAGACAGGAAUUGGAGACCCACAGAAAAUUGGUACACAAAGCAAUUGAUGAAAAAUUCAAAAGAGAAUUUGAACGAUUAUCUAAAAUGGAAGUGAAUCAUCAUACAAGACUAUUGGAUCAUCUGGUAAAAUACAGACAAAAAAUACGUCUUUUGCAUAAAACUGUCAAGCGCAAUAAUUUGGUAGUUAGUAACGCUGCAAAGCUCCAGGAAGCAAAUCCAUUAAAGAAGUUUACACCUGUACCCGAAACGUUUCCAGAAUUUGUAGAAUAUAAAAUUCCUUCAUACACUGUAAAUUUAGCAGAUUUAGACAAGAUCCACGAGACUAUUGUUGGUUCCUUACAGGAAAGGGAAAUCGUCGUUUCUUCUGAGACAUUGAAAUAUCAGAGAGUAUUUGGAUUUAAACCAAUGAAGACUCCCGAACAGAUUCAACAGAUUUCCUUAGAAUUCUUUGCUGGAGACAUCGUCUGUGAAAGAGGUGGAACAGUUUGGGUUUGUGGACUUGGGUCCAGGACUAUUAUGCAAUACGAUCUGCUUGGGAGUCCAAGAAAUACACUACCUGUAACAAGUCAGCCCUCUUUCUUGUCCUUGAAUAGUUCAGGGCAUUUAUUUUUCACCGAAUUUCGAGACAGUUCUGUAAAAUCUGUCUCCCACAAAUUGGCACAACCCUUUAUCAAAACAAAAGGGUGGCAACCCCGGGGAAUUCAAUGUGAUGAAAACGACAAUGUUCUCGUUUCUGAGUUCAGUGAAGACCUGAAGCAUUCGAGAAUAGCCAAAUAUGACAGAAACGGAUCUUUGGUAAAUGCCAUAGAAUAUGAUGAGGAAAAGGUGCCUAUUUUUGAAAAUAUUUUGUUCAUUUGUCAAAAUAAAAACGGUGACAUAGGUGCUACUGAGAGGGAAAAAGCGACUGUCACUAUUGUGCGCAAAAAUGGACGGAAGAGAUUUCAAUAUUCUGGGCGCAUCAGAUCGAGUGCCUUCACAGACUUUGGAUUCAGUGGAAUCAGCUCAGACAGUCGCUGCAAUUUUGUCAUUUCGGAUCCUCAUAACUAUACUCUUCAUGUGAUUGACUGGCAAGGAAAAUUUCUGUUUUAUGUCAUGCCAGGGAAAAUCAUUGCUCCAAUGGCGAUUUGUGUUGAUGAAGAAGACAGAGUUUGGGUUUCCGAAGCACGUGGCAUGAUGAAAGUUUUGACGUACAUGGAAUGAAACAUUAUAGCAUAUGCCAGUAUUGAUUUAUCAA